GUUCAAGCUGCUAAGUUAAAGACGCCGUAACAAAUCGGGCAGAACAACUACUAUAUUGCUAAAUAUAUAGCCACCGGUGUUAAACAGUGCGCGCAUAAGAAUAUAUUAGUCAUUUCUUAUGUUACGGGGAUGCCAUUUUUAUGCAUAAAAACUUGAAUUGUAUAUAAAAUAAAAUUUUCCCAAACUUUUUUAUCUUUAUGAGUCACAGGAAAACCCCCUUUGGUGAUUUUUUAAAUCGAUUUUUUGCGGAUUUUUGAAGGAAUGCAAAAUUUACAUCGUUGCUUAGUUUAGAAUGAGCGGGUCACUUAAGCAAAUUAAAGCCGUGUUAAUUGAUUUAAGCGGGACAUUACAUGUUGGUAACAACAUCAUACCAGGCGCACAAAACGCCGUUAAUAAACUGCGCAAAAGUCGGUUAAAAAUAAAAUUCGUUACAAAUACAACAAAAGAAAGUCAUCAGUCAUUACACGAUAGAUUAAACCGCCUGGGUUUUGAGGUCAAAAAGGAUGAAAUUUUUACGUCUUUAUCGUCCGUGCGAACACUUAUUGAUAAAAUGAAGCUACGUCCGCAUCUUAUGCUUUCCGAGUCAGCAAAAAGGGAUUUUUUUGGAGUUGAGACGGAAAAUCCGAACGCAGUUGUAAUGGGUCUAUCACCUGACCAUUUCAAUUAUGAAGAAAUGAAUAAAGCAAUGAAACUUUUACAAAAUGGUGCGAAGUUGAUUGCUAUAAACAAGGCAAGAUAUUUUCAACGUGAGAAUGACAUAGCACUUGGAACUGGAGCAUUUGUUGCAGCACUUGAAUAUGCAACUGAUGUUAAGUCUAUUGUGGUCGGCAAGCCAGAAAAAUCAUUUUUUCAUGGUGCCAUUGAGUCUUUGGGCACUGUGACACUGUUUGACACUCCUUCCUUUAGCCCAAAAAAUACGGGUUUAAAGCAGAUGCUCCUGGAGACAUUUCUUGUCUCAAAUUUUCAAUACUUAACCAUAGAGAUAAUACGCAGUAUGAUCUAUACUCGUUCUGGUUGACUCACAUUCCGACCCAAUUGUAUUGUGUGAAACCGGAAGCAUAUAAUCACUACAGUUUAUCAAAUGUUAUGUAUAUACAAAGAGUGCAGCUAUUAACCCUUUUUUUUUGAGAUAUUGCAAUUUAAGCUAUACAUUCACUUGUACAAAUUAACCGUGUUAUUUUGUAUAUUGCUAUUUGAAAAAAAAUAAGGCAUACAUUAUACACAGUGGCGCAGCCAGGGGGGUUUAGGGGGUCAU
Messenger RNA from Ciona intestinalis (vase tunicate), 1255 nucleotides. The record is from RefSeq and is a predicted model, not a curated record. NCBI's taxonomy places the organism in Eukaryota, Metazoa, Chordata, Ascidiacea, Phlebobranchia, Cionidae.